Cordyceps militaris CM01 is the source of this 174-nucleotide messenger RNA. RefSeq lists its product as uncharacterized. The transcript has a single exon. The coding region runs from base 1 to 174 and encodes 57 amino acids. Lineage: Eukaryota; Fungi; Ascomycota; Sordariomycetes; Hypocreales; Cordycipitaceae. The record is from RefSeq and is a predicted model, not a curated record.
AUGAAGGAUGAGACGAUGGAGCGAGAUUAUCGAGCUGUAGAUAUGUACCUACCUAUUAACACCUGUUACGGGCGGGUUCCUCCCCUGAAGUCGGCGGAACAGGGGCCUCGAAUUCGGUUGGAUCGGGACCGCUGGUUGGCUGGCUGCUGGGCACAAGACCGAGAAGCAAGGUAA